AUGCUGUGUCUCUGGGAGGAGUGGAGCAUUCAAGUUUUUGUACUACUCGGCUUGAUUUUCCAGAUGGUUCCUGCUGUAUUAGGAAGCCGCAGAAAAAUCUCAAGUGCCAAGACAAUCAGAAUCGUUAUUUGGGCAACUUAUUCGCUUGCCCCUCAUGUCUUGACGCUUGCGCUCAACAAGCUCACGAGCGUCAGCCUUAUCAAGUCCAAGGAAGAGUACUACACCGAACUAAUAGCACUGUUGGGGCCGUUAACUCUACUGCUGCUGGGGGGCCCAGAUAGUAUCACGGCAUAUUCAGUGGAAGACAACCUGCUUGCCUUGAGCCGCUUAUUGAACCUCAUCAUCACAUUUCCUUUGGUAGUGUGGAUCCUAGUGCGAAGUUGGAAGACCUCCAGCCGGAUGAUUCUGUGCUUUGCCAUGUUUGUUGCUGGGAUUAUGGAGUAUGGAGCAAAAAUUUGGGCACUCUAUUCUGUGCAUCACGAGAGCAAGAAGAUGAAGCUCCCUAAAGUUGUUUCUGAUGAAGAAUGGGACAUGUCAUCUGCAUUGAUGAACUUCCCUAAAGAUUAUUCCUAUGCAGAAUGGGUAGAGUCCUUUGAAUCACGCAUGCUCUUUGCACGGAUGAACUUACCUAAAGAUGUUCCCCAUCUGGAGAUUUUCUUUAAGGCUUACUUUCGGUUUGAUUGCUUAAAGCCUCACCUUAUGGACUGGCUGAAGCCCCCUGUCUUCAUGCGGCAUCCUGGUUUGUCGAUCAAUGACUACAGCCCUGAAGAAGUAUUCUUGAUAACCGAAAUGGAACUUGGGUUCAUGUAUGAUGUCCUCUACACUAAAGCGCCAGUUCUUCAAACCACAGCUGGGAUCACACUCCGCAUCAUCAGUAAUUUCAGUUUGCUGUUGGCCUUAGGCGGAUUCAUGAGGCUUUUCUUUAAGGAACACUUGAGAGAUCCGCACGUUAUCUACACAUUUGUGCUGCUGAUAGGAACCGUGCUUCUGGAAACUUAUCAGUUGUUCAAGCUAUUCUGUUCAGAUUGGGCGAUUAUUAAGUUGUAUGCUAAGUACCAUGAGAAACCAAUGGUCUUGAAGCUUUUGAAAUCUCUUGUCAAGCGAUCUCUGAAGAAGGAAAGGUGGUCUAACGCAAUUCCGCAAUUUAAUUUUCUGGAUUUCUGUCUAUCUGAUGAACAGCCAUGGCUCUUCGGAAUCAUCAAACUCUCCGACAUGGCCAACAAGUUGAGCAAAUAUUUCGCAACACAUUCUGUCCCAUUUCCCCUUUACUUGAAAGAGAUAUUGCUUGAAGACAUGAAAAAGAUUGAAACAAAGAGUAACUGUCGACCCUUCACGAAAAGAGGUCAAUGGACGCUUGGCAUUCACGAGUCUCUGGAUAAGCUCAAAUGGAGUAUCGUGAUGGCAUUUGAUAGAAGCGUCAUCGUAUGGCACAUUGCUACCCAAAUCUGCAACUACUCGUGCCCCGAAGAUUCAAUCCGUAACAAGGCAAGCAAACUGAUAUCAGAUUACAUGAUGUUCCUUCUGGUACAACAUCCUCACAUACUCUCUUUGACACCGGCGGCGGCGGAUAUCACUUUCAGUCACGCCUACACAAAGUUCAUGAAGUUCCUGAACAGAAUCCCCCAACAUCAGCGCGGCAAAGGGAAAGUCCUGGAAGUUCUAUCGGGGCCUGAGCGCGUGCAAGAAAGUGACUCCGAGAGGAGCCUCGAAUCAGUAAUCACUAGAGGGUGGAAUGUCCUUGAGGAAGCGCAGAAACUCGCGAGAGAGCUGGGACAUAGUACAGAUACAUGGGAGCUCAUCUGCUGCGUUUGGGUUGAGAUGCUGUGCUUCGCGGCGUACAAUUGCCAGCAAUACCAGCACACGGAGCUGGUGAGGCGGGGCGGAGAAAUCAUCACUCAGGUGUGGCUCCUCCUUUCUCACACGACGGACAAGCUCAACAUCGCUAAGUAUAUGGAUCGGGACAUAGAGAUUUAA
Molecule: messenger RNA, 1974 nt
Organism: Rhodamnia argentea
Lineage: Eukaryota; Viridiplantae; Streptophyta; Magnoliopsida; Myrtales; Myrtaceae
Exons: 1
Coding region: 1-1974 (657 amino acids)
Source: RefSeq, a predicted model, not a curated record